This is a messenger RNA of Tilletiopsis washingtonensis, 459 nucleotides long. RefSeq lists its product as hypothetical. Bases 1 to 459 code for a protein of 152 amino acids. The record is from RefSeq and is a predicted model, not a curated record. The transcript has 4 exons. NCBI's taxonomy places the organism in Eukaryota, Fungi, Basidiomycota, Exobasidiomycetes, Entylomatales.
AUGGCCGACGCCGAGUCCGUCACCCUCUCGCCCGCACAUGCGCCGCAGCCGCGUGCUGUCGAGGCAUUCGCACUGCUCGAGCAGCGCAUCAAGGCCGAGCUGCUCAAGAGCCGCGCCCACUGGGCCGCGCACGAGCCGCGCAUGUACGCGCGCGUCGCCGACGUCGCCGACGCCGAGCUGACGGCGUUCGACGUGCGCUCUGGCGAUCUUGUCUCUGUACGGGCCGGGGCUGUGAGCUACGGCACCAUCAUCAUCGGCAAGAUCCGCCUGCCGCGUGCGGGCGACGACCACUACAUUCACGUGCGCAUUCACGAUCCGCCGGACGAGGAGCGCUCCGCAAAGGACGUCGUCUUCCACUCGCUCUUCACGAACGAGGCGCGCCGGGCGCCAGGCACGCAGCCGAGCGAGUACAACGCCAUCAUGCGCGCUGCAGAUGAGCUGGAGUUCUUCGAUGAGUAG